Molecule: messenger RNA, 528 nt
Organism: Parnassius apollo (apollo)
Lineage: Eukaryota; Metazoa; Arthropoda; Insecta; Lepidoptera; Papilionidae
Source: the annotation of a GenBank genome assembly
AUGUUACAUGCCGAUAUACAAACUUCACUAUACCAUGCAUUCGGAGACCACAGACAGUGUAAAGAUUAUUUCUGUACAAAAGACAAGACAUUGGAGAAUGCAAAGGCCGUAGAAAGCUCAACAUUUUGGUUCCGAUUAAAAGUUAUCAUAGGAAAUGUAGCAUCUAAAUCACAAAGCCUAGUAGAAGACGUAGACACCAACGCGACUGAACGUUUUAAUAGCGUGAUUGCUAAAAUGGUUGGAGGGAAAUGCACCAAUUUUUGUCUAAGACGUGGUUAUCAAGGACGAUGUGCUGCAGCUGUUGUAUCAUUUAAUAACAAGUUGCCGAGACACACGAUUCAGAAGAAGUUGUUAGGCAAAAGCCCAAAAAGUAUUUUAAAGAAGAUGGAAAUGAAAAGAAACAGAAAAAGACUAUGGAAUUGUAAAAAACCAUUUAAGAAAAAUAGAACAAAUGUAAGAACAAAGAAAGAAAAAAAAAUGACUAUGGAUCAAAUAGCGCUGCCCCAGAUAUGGUACCCGAUGAGUUAG